AUGUCAACAGAUCACGCCGUCUGGUUCAUCGCCGCCGGCUUCUCCAUCUAUGCCAUGACCAAGGCCUGCGCGUCGUCGCUGGCGGAAUCGCUUCGGGAUGAACUGGCUCCUUUCCAGAUUCGCGCUACAACGGUCGAGCCCGGCUAUUUUCGGACGUCUUUUCUCAACGCUGGCGUCAUGGUCAACGCGGGAAAACGCAUAGAGGUGUACAACGACGAGGCGACCCCCACGGGGCAAACGAGGAGGAAGUUGCUUGUCGUUGAUAACAACAUUGAACCAGCCCGGCGACGUCGUCAAAGGAUGCAAGGUUCUUGUAGAUGUGCUGACUGGAACUGGGCUAGCCCACGGCAAGGACCUCCCGGUGAGGGUGGUGCUGGGGCCGGAUUGUGA
This is a messenger RNA of Metarhizium robertsii ARSEF 23, 390 nucleotides long. RefSeq names its product NAD(P)-binding domain protein. The transcript has a single exon. The coding region runs from base 1 to 390 and encodes 129 amino acids. Lineage: Eukaryota; Fungi; Ascomycota; Sordariomycetes; Hypocreales; Clavicipitaceae. The record is from RefSeq and is a predicted model, not a curated record.